AUGGAGCCCACGGCAGAACCCGGUCGGGAGCCAGGGGGUGAGCGGACGCGGGGGGAUGAGGGGACGCGGGGGGCUGAGGGGGCUUGCGUGACCGUGACCGGCUGCUCGGAGACUAGUGGGUCCUGGCUCUCCACAGGUCAGCAAGAUGGAGGCAAGCCCUUGGCUGCUGGGCCGGGGAAAGAGGAACCACAGCCGGGGCCAGUCCCCGAAACCCAGGCUGUCCCGAGUGAGGAGCUGCCACCCUGUGGCCCCAUCUGCCAGGAGAAGAAAUCGGAGGUCCCUGGAAGAUGUACUGAGGCUGACGCUGAGAGCGAGUGGCAGUCCAAGGUUCAACACCGAGACAGAAGUGCAGCCUCCAAACCCCAGCCUGGAGAGGAAGGGUCCUCCAUCCCUGGCAGAGAGGGCAAGAUGGCAAAGAAGUCCUGUGUCACAGCGCCCAGCAAACAGAAAAAGCCCAGUUCCCUGGGUCUGGCCUCAACAGCAGUUGCUGCUGUUACUGGCUCAGCCAACGCCACACACAACCCUGUGCCCUGUGGCUCAGGCCGGGGACCCUGCCACCUGGCCAACCUUCUCAGCACAUUGGCUCAGAAUAACCAAAACACAGAGCAGAGAAGGGCCCCCCCACAAGUGACUUGCCAAAUUAGGAAAAAGACUCGAACCCUGUACCGCUCAGAACAGCUGGAGGAGCUGGAGAGAAUCUUCCAGGAAGACCACUAUCCUGACAGUGACAAGCGCCAGGAGAUUGCCCAGACAGUGGGAGUCACCCCACAACGCAUCAUGGUGUGGUUCCAGAACCGCAGGGCCAAGUGGCGAAAAGUAGAGAAACUGAAUGGGAAAGAACACAAGGAUGACCCUCCAGCCCCGGGUCCGGCCCCUGCCAGUAGUGAGUGCAGAUCCACGACUGAGCCCCCACCUCCUAUGCCUUCGGACCCAGAGCCAGGGCCCUUCCUGCAGGAGCCACGUCUGGAUACGUUUCCAGAGCCCCCCAUGCUGCUGACUUCUGACCAGACACUGGCUCCAACCCAGCAGAGUGAGGGUACCCAGAGGAUGGUGGUGAGCCCACCACUGUUCAGUCCCCCACCCCUGCAGAGAGCCAACUUCCCUUUUCCCCUCGGCCACGCUCACACCCCCCAACUGAUGCCUUUACUGAUGGAUGUUCCCGCAAGUGACGGCAGCCACAGGGAUGGGCCCUGUGGAUCCUGGGGCACAAGUAUCUCCCCACCACCCACUUGCUCGUACUUGGAAGAGCUGGACCCUCCGGAUUACCAACACAGCAGCCAGCCAGGACCAUUCCCAUUCUCUCCGGCCCUCCAGCCUCAGCUUUUUCAGCCCUCCACACCCCAGUUCUCCUACCUCCCCCCUUUCCCCUUCCCCAUGCCCAGUUCACUGACACUUCCACUCCCAGAUGACCCAUUCUUCACGUUUCCUUGUGCUCCCAGCGGCGGGGGGAUGUCACAGGGCUAUUGCCCAGGUCCCCCAUCAGGGCAGAUGCUGCUACAGCCACCUGUCGCGAAUCUGGGGAUGGUCCCCUGGAGUGACCUCUGCUUGCCUGAACUGCCCUUCCCUGGUUCAUUCUGCCCACAAGCUCACGGACACCCCCCAGGAGGAAAUGGCUACUUCCCUGACCUGUUGCCAGCCCCCUGUGCUCAGGCUACAGGCAGGCAGCCUUCACCAGGGCUUGCCCAGCUGCCUGCAGGUGCCAGAUCAGGAGCUGGGCCCACGCCAGGCAAGAUACAAGAGGAGCAACCUGCCGUCACUCCGGAGCAGCCUUUAUUCCCAGAGGAGGCCAAGGAAGACAAGAACUACCGUGAAGCCUAACUGGGGGCCAGCGUGGAGGAGAGGCCACUCGGUGGACCAGGACUGGCCCAUCCACUCGCAAAAUAGUGUUUGAAGGAUUGGAAAAAGCUGUG
Molecule: messenger RNA, 1910 nt
Organism: Ochotona princeps (American pika)
Lineage: Eukaryota; Metazoa; Chordata; Mammalia; Lagomorpha; Ochotonidae
Gene: NOBOX
Product: NOBOX oogenesis homeobox
Exons: 8
Coding region: 1-1818 (605 amino acids)
Biological process (GO): regulation of transcription by RNA polymerase II
Molecular function (GO): RNA polymerase II cis-regulatory region sequence-specific DNA binding; DNA-binding transcription factor activity, RNA polymerase II-specific
Source: RefSeq, a predicted model, not a curated record